Equus caballus (horse) is the source of this 3357-nucleotide messenger RNA. RefSeq names its product TSPY like 1 (gene TSPYL1). Gene Ontology annotation, molecular function: histone binding; chromatin binding. Gene Ontology annotation, biological process: nucleosome assembly. The record is from RefSeq and is a predicted model, not a curated record. Gene Ontology annotation, cellular component: chromatin; nucleus. Lineage: Eukaryota; Metazoa; Chordata; Mammalia; Perissodactyla; Equidae.
GACGCUCGCGAGACUAGAGGGUAGGUGGGGCGAGCCGCCGGUUGGCGCCGAGGGCGGCUUCUGUGAGGAAAGCCGACGUUAACCUCCUGCUGGCCUGGCUGCUCCCGACAUGAGCGGCCUGGAUGGGGCCGAGAGGCAGCCUCUCCCCGAGCCCCGCAGGCUCUCUGCUCCUGACGACGCCCCGGGAGACCCGGAGCCAGCCCUGUGCCCGAAGCUCCGAGGGGAAACCGAGGCGUCCCAGGUGAUGGCGGAGACGGGUGAGGGAAGCGUGAAGGCCGCCGCGCUCUCACCGCCCCAGCUUCCAGAGGAGCUGGGAGCGCCCCCCGACCGCGCCGGCUGCGGCCAGACUCGCCGGCUCCGAGGAGGUGGGGACGGCAGUUGCGUGGCGACCGAAGCGGGGCGGGAAGAGGCCCCGCCUCCCACAGAGGGCCUGGCGGCGGCGGCGGCGGCGUCCGUAGCAACGGACUGCAGCCUGGAAAACGGCUGUGGGCGUGGAGAGCCGCGCGGCCCGGGCGGGGAGAAGGCCCUGGAAGCCUGUGGCGCAGAGAGCGCGGGGUCUGAGGUGAUGGCGGAGGCGAGGGCCGAGGAAGUGAAGCCCGAGAAGCUCCCGGUCUUCUCCGUAGCAGUGGCGGAGGAGGAGGGAGUGGGGCAGGCGAUGGAGGUGGGGGAGAAUCCCGGGAUUGAAGAGCCAGAAACGGUGGAAGGACGUGGAGCGGCCGGGCAGGUGCGGGAGGAGGCGGGGCCGCGCGCCCUGGACGUGGAGCUCCGCAUGAACCCCCUGGAGGCCAUCCAGCUGGAGCUGGACACUGUGAACGCUCAGGCUGACCGGGCCUUCCAGCAGCUGGAGCAGAAGUUCGGGCGCAUGCGCCGACACUACCUGGAGCGGAGGAACUACAUCAUUCAGAAUAUCCCGGGCUUCUGGGUCACUGCCUUUCGGAACCACCCCCAGCUGUCGCCCAUGAUUAGGGGCCAGGAUGCAGAGAUGUUAAGAUACAUAACCAAUUUGGAGGUGAAGGAGCUCAGACACCCUAGAACUGGCUGCAAGUUCAAGUUCUUCUUUCGAAGAAACCCCUACUUCAGGAACAAGCUGAUUGUCAAGGAGUAUGAGGUCAGAGCCUCUGGCCGGGUGGUGUCUCUCUCCACUCCAAUCAUAUGGCGCCGGGGCCACGAACCCCAGUCCUUCAUUCGCAGGAACCAAGACGUCGUCUGCAGUUUCUUCACGUGGUUUUCAGACCACAGCCUUCCGGAGUCUGACAGGAUUGCGGAGAUUAUCAAAGAGGACUUGUGGCCAAAUCCACUGCAGUACUACCUGAUGCGUGAAGGAGCCCGUCGACCCAGACGUCGCCCAAUAAGGGAGCCCGUGGAGAUCCCCAGGCCCUUUGGGUUCCAGUCUGGUUAAACUUCGCCCUUGGGAAUACUCCUGCACAAGGUCCCCUGCCGCCUCUUGCUGGACGUGUGCUUGGGCAGCAGAAAUGGGUAUGCCUUCUACUUUUUUUUUUUCCUGACAUUUCUGCAAAUUUUUUCCUCUGGACAUUUGGUUCUUUCAGCCUCCAGAUCGAGACCUUCAUGGCCACGCUCCUCCACGUCCACAUGGCCCUCAUGCUGUUCUGUAUGACUGUCACAUGCUGCAUGGCCAUGAUUCACGCCACUCCUGAGGCAACCAAAUGAUGCUGUUGAUUGCACGCCUUUGUCUGCACUGGUUGGACCCUGUUUGUUCUCAGGGCUUUUGGUUUGGCUCUUACCACCUGUAGUUCUCGCUUUGUCUAGGAGCCCAUUCUACCCACUUUGCUCAGGCAUAUAGCCUGUGGACAAUUGCGGGGCAUUAAUGACAGCAAGGGAGAGCCGCAGUGGGCCAUUUGGUCUUUGUGUCUUUGUGAUUUAUGUAACUGUAGUGCUCCUCUUGCACCUCUGGUCUGCUCUUCUUGUUGCCUGCUACCAACUAUGCCUGACACCCCUCUACCCGCCUUUGUCUGCAACCUACUGGAUGAACAUCUUCCAGACCAUUGUCAGCCCCAGUGUCUGGUUUCUGGUAAACAAGAAUCUCCAGAACUGGCAGUGGACCCAGGUUCCUGCCAGCACUCAAAAGACUUCGAUUCCUUACCUGCUCUUCCCUCCAAAAGCAUCAUCCAGGAACCCUACUGACUGUUAGGCGAGUGGUUGAGGUGACAAGUUGGACCUUGUCUUCAUGGCAAGAGUUAGGAUGGUGUCUAUUCCAAGUACCAGGCUUCUCAGUCUCAACUAGUGAAUUUACACAAAACCUAGGUAGCUCUUUGCGUCUCCUUUCUUCAUCCUGAACAUGAGUAAGUGCCAAGGUGGCAGUACACUUCCUGUCUCUCUCUCUCUCGCCUGUCUCUUAAAAAAAAAAAAGUGAUAGCUCAGAAGCAUCUGCAAAAGCAGACCUUUUAGUUUAAUUUGGCUCUCCUCAUUAUUUCCAGGGACAGGAAAGUAGACUGCCAGAGCUCUUAAUUCCCUCUGUUCUCUUCCCCACCCUCUCCUCCACCUUAGUAAUACCUAGAGGGUUUAAAGGGAGGCAGUCUAGAUGGAAUGAAAAGUGUUGCCUAGUUGAUAGUGGAUGGAGGAACUGAAGAGAUUGUUAUGGUUGCUCUAGGCAGGGGAAUCUGAACUAAAGACCGCAGGCAAAAAUGAGCCAGGUAAAAAUUGGGCCUAAAAUUAAGACUGGCUGACUGGGAGCCUUCAAGGAAGAGGUUCUUUCUGUGUCAGUGGUGAUAGCACAAGAAAUACUUUACCUCAGGAUUUCUAUGGGAGAAUCGAAAGAGAUUGGAGUAUUAAAUAGGUUGCCUAGAGAAGAGUUCUUUAAAGAAACACAAUGCAACUUUGGUUGCUUUCUCUCUUGUUUUUAUUUAAUUUAUGCAGAAGAUCAGUACUGUGUCCUUUAUUUCACUAGUAUUUAUAAAAUCCUUUUAUUUUCUCUGUUUCUGCUUACUGGGAAAAUUCAGCUGUACAGGCUUUCUUUUGCUUUCAAUUGGGAACAUUUGGAAAAAUAGCAAGUUUAUUUUCUUGUAUGAUAUAAAGACUUGAAUAUUCAUAAUGGUUUUCAACUUGUUCUCCUUUCUGUUAAAACUAUAUCUUAGAAAUAUAAUUUGAAUAACUUGGUCUUGUUAGAUUCUGAAGACUGUGGAAAUUGUUGUCUUCAUAGAAAAAUAACCUACAAAAAAUGUGUGGCUUUGUCUUAACUUGAUAAUUUGCCCCGGUAACACUUUAGUAAUUGAUGUGUCUCUUUUCCUAAAUAGCAUUAAUACUUCGGAGAUUGCUCUGUCAAAUUGAAAGUGUACCAUUGGCAUAUUUGUCUUUCUUUAUAUGCAUGAUAGUACAAUAAAAGCAUGUUACUCUGCUAGA